AUGUCAAGAACAGACAUUUCAGACGAAUUUUGGGUAAACUACUUACAAAAUGCACAAGUGACAGAAACACACGAAGAGAAAUUAAAGAGGGAGAAAGUGAUUGUCUUGCUUCGUUCAACACUUCAAGAGUUUAUACGUUGCGUAAAAAAAGAACAUGACUACAAACGCGAAGUAUUACCUCCUAUUCUUUUUCCUUUUGGUUCUUAUGGUAUUGGUGGUUAUAUCAAAAACGCAGAUAUUGACAUUGUGAUGAUUGCACCAAGUUCCAUCAAACGAAACGACUUUUUCAAAUUCUUUCCUACAAACCUCAAGCAGCUUGCUACCAUAAGAGAUGUCGAGUGCAUUAAACGUACUGCUGUACCUAUUAUCAAAUGUGUAGUGGACAAUAUAUCGAUCGAUAUCUCCUUUGUUCGGUUAAAAGAAAAGAAAGUAGACGCACAAAUGAACUUUUUGGAUGACACUCUAUUGAAUGAUUUAGAUGAAGUCUGUCUUGCCAGUAUAGAUGGUCCCAGAGUACAUCAGUUCAUCAUGAAACAGAUCAAAAGCCAGCAUCUCACCAUUUUUCGUACUUGUCUUCAAUGCAUCAAAUAUUGGGCUACACGACGCCAAAUCUACAAUAAACCCACAGGUUACUUGAAUGGCAGUUCCUGGACCAUGUUGCUUCUCAAAACAUAUCAAAAAGAAAAGAACAAUUCAGACGAGUUGACCAUCACUCAUUUACUUGAACAGUUCUUUCUGACUUGGCUUGAAUGGCCAUGGCCAGCACCUGUCAUUUUGACAAAUCAUAUACCAGGAAAAGACGGAACGCGUCUUGAAUACCGUACGCUUAAAGAAUUUGAAGAAUCUGUGAUGCCGAUUGUAUCACCAUGUUACCCUGUCAUUAGUACUGCACCCAAUGUCACUAAAUCGACACUAAAAGUGAUUCAGAGAGAAUUCGAAAGAGGUGAGUUGUUGAGUCAUGACGAAAUUGAUCCUCAUGAAGUAUUAAGAAAACUAUUCCAUGGUCUUGACUACUUUAAGCGAUUCACUCAUUAUUUAAGCAUCACAACAAGUUGUUCAAGGCAAAGAAGUCAUGAAAUAUGGACACGGAAAAUGCCUUAUAAUGUACCGCAGCUUGUUUCAUUGAUUGAAUCACGCCGAGACUUUAAGCUGAUUCAACCCGCAUAUUGGCCUAAACAGUAUACAAAGAACUACCGAACCAAUCGAGAAAGAGCAGCAUUGCAACAAGGUGAAUUGAUGGAUGAGAUGGAAGCCACAAGUUCUUCAGAGCCAUUUAAUCCUGGUACGCUUCAUUUGACCUAUUAUUUCAUUGGUAUCAAGACAGAAGAGUCUUGUAAGUCAGACAUCACUCCUACAAACAAAUCUUUCUUAGCCAUUUUAGAUACCAGAAAAAGCACCAAUGAUGAUGAUGUUCAUUUUGCCAUUAGCCAUAUGAAAAGAAAACAAGUAGCCAAACUGAUGAAUAUCAAAUGUGAUUAA
Molecule: messenger RNA, 1479 nt
Organism: Gilbertella persicaria
Lineage: Eukaryota; Fungi; Mucoromycota; Mucoromycetes; Mucorales; Choanephoraceae
Product: Poly(A) polymerase central domain-containing protein
Exons: 7
Coding region: 1-1479 (492 amino acids)
Cellular component (GO): nucleus
Molecular function (GO): RNA binding; poly(A) RNA polymerase activity
Source: RefSeq, a predicted model, not a curated record